CAAACGUUUUUCGCGGUAGUUUUCACUGGUUUUCACCAUUUUCACGAUUUUUAUCAGCUGUAAAAGUGAUUUUAGAUUAAUUUAUUAACUAAGUAAUAUUGUUUUUUCAUACCGUUGAAUGUUCGAUUGAUAUUAUAUCGCACUUGGCUCAUUGAAUAAAAUAAAACAUGAGUGACGAUGAUGUUACGGUCAUGGAAGUAGAUGAGGUUGUGCCGAAACCCUCUAAAUCCACCGCCAAGCCUGCAAAAUCGACAGCGCACUUACCUUGGAUCGAAAAGUACCGCCCCCAAGUAUUCACUGAUAUUGUGGGGAAUGAAGAUACAGUGUCACGGCUGGCGGUGUUCGCGCGCACCGGCAACGCGCCCAACAUCAUCAUCGCCGGGCCGCCGGGCGUGGGCAAGACCACCACCAUCCUGUGCCUGGCGCGCGCGUUGCUGGGCGCUUCAUUCAAGGACGCCGUCUUGGAGCUGAACGCUUCCAACGACCGUGGCAUAGAUGUAGUCCGAAACAAGAUCAAGAUGUUUGCUCAACAGAAGGUGACCCUGCCUGCUGGGCGCCACAAGAUUGUGAUCUUGGACGAAGCAGACAGCAUGACGGAGGGCGCUCAGCAGGCUCUGCGGCGCACAAUGGAGCUUUACUCCAGCACUACUCGGUUUGCGCUGGCCGCCAACAACAGCGAGAAGAUCAUCGAGCCCAUCCAGUCCCGCUGCGCCGUGCUGCGCUACUCCAGGCUCACUGAUGCUCAGAUACUUGCCAAAGUCAUAGAAGUGUGCGAGAAGGAGCAGCUGUCGUACACGGAGGAGGGCGCGAGCGCGGUGGUGUUCACGGCGCAGGGCGACCUGCGCGCGGCGCUCAACAACCUGCAGGCCGCCGCGCACGGCGCCGGCCACGUCAGCGCCGACCGCGUGUUCCGCGUCUGCGACGAGCCGCACCCGCUGCUCGUGCGCACCAUGCUCGACCGCUGCGUCGCGCAGGACAUACACGCCGCUUACAAGAUAAUCGCGAAGCUGUGCAAGCUGGGCUACGCGACGGAGGACAUCGUGAGCAACAUCUUCCGCGUGUGCAAGACGCUGGAGGCGGGCGAGGACACGCGGCUGGCGCUCGUCCGCGAGGUCGGGCUGACGCACAUGCGCGUGGCGGACGGGCUGGCGUCGCCGCUGCAGCUGGCCGGGCUGCUGGCGCGCAUGUGCCGCGCCGCCGCGCCCGCCGCCGGCGCCGGUGCCGGCUGGUAAAACUCGAGCCGGAAGAAAAAAAACCCAUAAACUGUCCAAACUGAAACAUUAUUAUUAAUAAAGCCUGGUCCGUGAGCACGAUUAUGUUGCUGUCGC
This is a messenger RNA of Ostrinia furnacalis (Asian corn borer), 1328 nucleotides long. RefSeq names its product replication factor C subunit RfC4 (gene RfC4). NCBI's taxonomy places the organism in Eukaryota, Metazoa, Arthropoda, Insecta, Lepidoptera, Crambidae. The coding region runs from base 168 to 1232 and encodes 354 amino acids. The transcript has 5 exons. The record is from RefSeq and is a predicted model, not a curated record. Gene Ontology annotation, biological process: DNA repair; DNA-templated DNA replication. Gene Ontology annotation, molecular function: DNA binding; ATP hydrolysis activity; DNA clamp loader activity. Gene Ontology annotation, cellular component: DNA replication factor C complex; nucleus.